This is a messenger RNA of Abrus precatorius (Indian licorice), 4918 nucleotides long. RefSeq names its product CHD3-type chromatin-remodeling factor PICKLE. The record is from RefSeq and is a predicted model, not a curated record. The transcript has 32 exons. Bases 291 to 4631 code for a protein of 1446 amino acids. Gene Ontology annotation, molecular function: histone binding; chromatin binding; ATP-dependent chromatin remodeler activity. Gene Ontology annotation, biological process: negative regulation of transcription by RNA polymerase II; chromatin remodeling. Lineage: Eukaryota; Viridiplantae; Streptophyta; Magnoliopsida; Fabales; Fabaceae. Gene Ontology annotation, cellular component: chromatin; nucleus.
AAGAAAAAUAAAACUUAAUUUCGUAUUUCUUUAUUUUAGGGGAAAAAAAAUAGCAUCUAUGCUUUCGUCUACCAAUUUUUUUAAUAUAUAUCUUUUUCAUAUUAAUUUCACCCCGAAAAUUUCAGUGCUUGUUUAGUUGUUAUUCAAAAAAUUUCCCUAUAAACAGAUUCGGUGUGGCUGUUAAAUCUCGUCACUGUCCUGGUUUGGGUUCCCGCGAAAUUCCUGAAGCUCCUCUUUCCAGAUCGCUGGAAAAUCGUGCACUCUACGGAUUUCUAUUGUUUUAGCAGAAAAUGAGUAGCUUGGUGGAGAGGCUUCGUGUAAGAUCAGAUCGCAAGCCAAUUUAUAAUAUUGAUGAGUCAGAUGAUGAUGCUGAUUUUUUGCCAAGAAAAUCUGGGACAACACAGGAAAAAUUAGAGAGGAUAGUGAGAAGUGAUGCGAAAGAAGAUUCAUGUCAAACUUGUGGAGAAAGUGAAAAUCUUCUGAGCUGUGAAACUUGCACAUAUGCUUACCAUCCUAGAUGUUUAGUUCCACCACUUAAAGGUCCCCUUCCAGGCAAUUGGAGGUGCCCUGAAUGUGUUAGCCCACUUAAUGAUAUUGAUAAGAUAUUAGAUUGUGAGAUGCGUCCCACUGUAGCCGCUGACAAUGAUGCCACAAAAUUAGGGUCAAAGCAAAUUUUUGUCAAACAAUAUCUUGUUAAGUGGAAGGGACUAUCAUAUUUACAUUGCACAUGGGUGCCAGAGAAAGAGUUUUUGAAAGCAUUCAAAACUCAUCCUCGUCUUAAGACCAAAGUGAACAACUUCCAUCAAAAAAUGGCAUCUGUCAAUACUUCUGAUGAAGACUUUGUUGCUAUUCGACCUGAAUGGACUACGGUUGAUCGAAUACUUGCUUGCAGGGGUGGUGAUGAUGAGCGAGAAUAUCUUGUGAAGUGGAAAGAGCUUCCUUAUGAUGAAUGCUAUUGGGAGUUUGAGUCGGAUAUUUCUGCAUUUCAGCCAGAAAUAGAAAGAUUCAAUAGAUUUCGGUCUAGAUCCAGCAAAUUUUCUUCUAGUAAACAAAAAAGCAGUGUUAAGGAUGAUGCUGAAUUGAGGAAACAUCAGAAAGAAUUUCAACAAUAUGAACAUAGCCCUGAGUUUCUUUCAGGUGGUACACUUCACCCAUAUCAGCUUGAAGGCUUGAACUUCCUACGAUUCUCUUGGUCCAAGCAAACUCAUGUUAUACUUGCUGAUGAAAUGGGACUGGGAAAAACCAUUCAAAGCAUUGCUUUCUUAGCAUCCCUUUUUGAAGAGGGCGUCUACCCCCAUCUAGUGGUUGCUCCACUUUCAACAUUGCGAAACUGGGAACGUGAAUUUGCAACAUGGGCACCUCAAAUGAAUGUGCUUAUGUAUGUUGGAUCUGCCCAAGCUCGCAGUGUCAUAAGAGAGUAUGAAUUUUACUUUCCGAAGAAACAGAAGAAGAUCAAGAAAAAGAAAUCUGGUCAGAUAAUUAGUGAAAGCAAGCAAGAAAGGAUCAAGUUUGAUGUCCUUUUGACUUCAUAUGAAAUGAUCAACUUUGACACAGCAUCAUUGAAACCUAUAAAAUGGGAGUGCAUGAUAGUUGAUGAAGGUCACCGUCUCAAAAAUAAAGAUUCAAAAUUAUUUUCUUCAUUGAAGCAGUAUUCUAGCAGACAUCGUGUUCUCUUGACUGGAACUCCUCUUCAGAACAACUUGGAUGAACUUUUUAUGCUUAUGCACUUCCUUGAUGCUGGGAAGUUUGGAAGUUUAGAGGAGUUCCAGGAAGAGUUUAAGGAUAUCAAUCAAGAGGAACAGAUCUCAAGGCUUCAUAAGAUGUUGGCCCCACAUCUCCUGCGAAGAGUGAAGAAAGAUGUCAUGAAGGAGCUACCACCUAAAAAGGAACUUAUUCUACGUAUUGAAUUGAGCAGCAAACAGAAAGAAUAUUAUAAGGCGAUUUUAACCCGUAAUUAUCAGAUAUUAACUCGUCGUGGUGGUGCACAGAUUUCUCUUAUCAAUGUUGUUAUGGAACUGCGUAAGCUCUGUUGUCAUCCUUACAUGUUAGAAGGAGUUGAACCAGAUAUUGAUGAUCCAAAAGAAUCAUACAAACAGUUGCUGGAAUCAUCGGGAAAGUUGCAAUUGCUGGACAAGAUGAUGGUGAAGCUUAAAGAGCAAGGACAUAGAGUCCUCAUAUAUUCCCAAUUUCAGCACAUGCUGGACUUGCUUGAGGAUUACUGUUCUUACAAGAAUUGGCAGUAUGAGAGGAUAGAUGGCAAGGUUGGUGGAGCUGAAAGACAAGUUCGCAUAGAUCGUUUUAAUGCCAAAAAUUCUUCAAGAUUUUGCUUUCUGCUUUCUACUAGAGCUGGGGGAUUGGGGAUAAACCUUGCAACUGCUGACACAGUUAUUAUAUAUGAUAGUGAUUGGAAUCCUCAUGCUGAUUUACAAGCUAUGGCUAGAGCUCAUCGACUUGGACAAACUAACAAGGUGUUAAUUUAUAGGCUUAUAACACGAGGAACUAUUGAAGAAAGGAUGAUGCAGAUGACUAAGAAGAAAAUGGUGUUGGAACACCUAGUUGUAGGGAGGCUAAAGGCUCAAAAUAUCAACCAGGAAGAGUUGGAUGACAUCAUAAGGUAUGGUUCAAAAGAGUUAUUUGCAGAUGAGAAUGAUGAAGCAGGCAAAUCCCGUCAAAUCCAUUAUGAUGCUGCUGCUAUUGACAGAUUGCUAGAUCGUGAUCAAGUUGGAGAUGAAGAGGCUACUUUGGAUGAUGAAGAAGAAGAUGGAUUUUUGAAGGCCUUUAAGGUUGCAAAUUUUGAGUAUGUUGAUGAGGUUCAGGCUGCAGCAGAAGAAGAGGCAGCACAAAAAAGAGCAAUGGAGACUCUGAACAGUUCAGAAAGAACGCAUUACUGGGAGGAGUUGUUAAAAGACAGGUAUCAAGAGCAUAAAGUUGAGGAGUUUAAUGCCUUAGGCAAAGGGAAGCGAAACCGCAAGCUGAUGGUUUCUGUUGAGGAGGAUGACCUUGCUGGUCUGGAAGAUGUAAGCUCUGACGGGGAAGAUGACAAUUAUGAAGCAGAUCUUACAGAUGGUGAUUCAAAUUCUACUGGAACUGCUACUAUUAGAAGGCCUUAUAAAAAGAAAGCACGUGCAGCAGAUAGCACAGAGCCACUUCCUCUGAUGGAAGGGGAAGGAAAAGCAUUCAGAGUGCUUGGUUUUAAUCAAAAUCAGAGGGCUGCAUUUGUGCAAAUUUUGAUGAGGUUUGGAGUUGGUGAUUUUGAUUGGAAGGAGUUUACUUCCCGGAUGAAGCAGAAGACUUAUGAAGAAAUCAAAGAUUAUGGAACCCUUUUCCUGUCUCAUAUUGCUGAAGAUAUAACUGAUUCCUCUACAUUCACAGAUGGUGUUCCCAAAGAAGGACUCCGAAUCCAAGAUGUACUUGUUAGGAUUGCAGUUCUGCUCUUGAUAAGGGACAAGGUGAAGUUUGCAUCACAACAUUCUCAAACAACAUUGUUUUCGGAUGACAUCUUAUUACGCUAUCCAGGUUUGAAGGGUGCAAAGAUAUGGAAGGAGGAGCAUGAUUUAGUUUUACUGCGUGCUGUUUUGAAGCAUGGGUAUGGAAGGUGGCAAGCUAUUGUUGAUGAUAAGGAUCUGAAGAUUCAGGAGGUCAUAUGCCAGGAGUUGAAUCUUCCCUUUAUAAAUUUACCAGUGCAAGGACAAGUUGGCUCUCAGGCACAAAAUGGAGCAAAUUUGACAAAUGCGGAAGUACCCAGCAAUCAAUCUAGGGAAAAUGGUGGGGGUGACAUAACUGCGGAUGGUGCACAAGGUUCUGGUGAUGCUAGGAACCAAGCACAGUUAUAUCAGGACUCCUCCAUAUUAUAUCAUUUUAGAGACAUGCAGAGAAGACAGGUUGAGUUUAUAAAAAAGAGGGUUCUUCUCUUGGAAAAAGGGCUUAAUGCAGAGUAUCAGAAAGAAUAUUUUGGUGAUCCUAAAGCAAAUGAAGUAACAAAUGAAGAACUGAAAAGUGAACUCAAGGCUACAAAUAUUCCUAGUUAUAAAUUAGGGGACACAGACACCCAAAUGAUUGAUCAUCUGCCGCAAGUUGAAACAAUAGCUUCUGAAGAAAUUUUGGUUGCUUGUGAUAAUGAUCCAAAUCGACUGGAAUUAGUUCGACUUUACAAUGAGAUGUGCAAGGUAGUGGAGGAAAACCCCAUGGAUUUAGUUCAAACUUCUUUGACAAGAGAACCAGCAGAGAUCAAUGGGGUUAAGAAUUUCCCUCCGCUAGAAACCAUUUGUGAAGAAAUCAACAGAAUUCUAACACCCGCACAAGAACAACCUAUUUCAGAAAUGCCAAUAUCAAAUUCAGAUAACAAAUCAGAGGUUAUAUCACACGGUGAAGUUGUGGGCUCCAAGUCGCUGCCAAUCCCUCAAGAUGACAGCAAACGUGAUGAUUCAACGGACAACCAGAGUAAAGAUAUGAUAAUAGAAUCUGAACUUAAAAACGAAAGCAGCUCAAGCUUGGUAAAAGAAAUUAAUGAAACACCGAGUCUUCCGGAGAAAGAGGAAAGUAAUACAGAAAUGGAUGAAACUAAGAAUGAUGCUCCGUUGAAUGAAAACCCAGAGAAAUCUGAUGCUGGGGUCAUUGUAUUGGAUGAUUAAACGCAAUAUCUAAGUAGACAGAAAUUUGUUGUACCUUGUAACAUAAUAGUCUCAAUCAACAUUUUUUAACUCAUUAGAAGUCAAGUAGAUUAAAAACUAAAAGGCACUAUCUAGCAUAUUCUGAGUUAUUAAAUCCCGUGCAACUAACUCGAUUAGAAAUUGUUAAUUUUCGUGAGUUGUUGCCCUGAUUUCUCUUUUCUAAGGAAUUGAAUUGAAGUCAAUUGUAUACUACACGAUACGUUACCCUUGAUUUCUCGUUAAUGAAACUAAUUAUUAUAAUUAUCCGU